Molecule: messenger RNA, 1047 nt
Organism: Humulus lupulus (European hop)
Lineage: Eukaryota; Viridiplantae; Streptophyta; Magnoliopsida; Rosales; Cannabaceae
Product: receptor-like kinase TMK4
Exons: 2
Coding region: 1-1047 (348 amino acids)
Molecular function (GO): protein binding
Source: RefSeq, a predicted model, not a curated record
AUGGGGCUUUCGGGCACCAUUGAAGUGUUGGAGAACAUGACUAGUUUGUACCAAGUUUGGCUCCAUAGGAACCUAUUCACUGGUCCAAUUCCGGACCUUUUGCAUUUGGAUACACUAUUCGAUCUUCAGCUCCAUGAUAACUUGUUAACCGGCAUUGUUCUGACUAGUUUGUCAUCAAUUCCGAGCCUACGAAACAUUACUUUGGCGAACAAUAAAUUGCAGGGUCCUAUGCCUUCAUUCCCUAAGUCUGUCACCAAUGUUGAACUCGACGGAACGAACAGUUUCUGUAAGGACACUCCCGGACCUUGUGAUGCUCAGGUGUCAGCUUUGCUUGAUGUUGCAGGAUAUUUGGGCUAUCCAACGGUGUUAGCAAAUUCAUGGAAAACCAAUGAUGCUUGCUCAGAUUGGAGUUUUGUUAUCUGUGAUUCGGAUGGGAAUGUUAUCACUGUGAAUUUUCAAAAGCAGCGUUUUGUGGGGACGAUCUCACCGGCUUUUGCUAAUCUUACAUCUUUAAAGAAUUUGUACCUGAAUGAUAACAGUUUGACUGGUUCGAUUCCGAAGACCUUGACCCUUUUGCCUCAGGUUCUUGAUGUUUCUAAUAACAAUCUUACUGGAGAAAUUCCCACUUUUCUCACCUUCAACGUUAUUAUAUUGAUGAGGAACGACGAGAUUGCAGUGCUUCUGCAGGCGUUGGACCUCAAGUGGGAACAACGAGAAGAAACGCAAUUGGCGGAGCUUAAGUCCGUUAUCAAUAAGCGUCUGGCUCACGUCUCUCCUCCGCCAUCGCCGGGCCAUGGUGGUGAGAACAGUGCGGUACAUGAGCAUAAUCGAGUGUCGGGUAGACGUUCAGAGACUGAUGCUGAUUGUCGAGAGCUGAAUUCCAUACUCAAAACCCUCCAGGUGAAGGCCCCUAGAUUCGAUGGGUCUGAGGCGGACGACUGGGUUUACAAGAUCAAAAAAUUCUUCGAUCUUCAUCGUGUUGACCCGACCGUGAGACUUUCAGUGGUUCCGUUCCAUUUGGAUGAGGAACCAUCGACAUGGUUUUAG